AUGGUGGCUGUCCUGUUUCCAUGUUCAAAGAGUGGAAGUGAAGUACAGAUUCUUCAUGGCUUAUCGCUGCUACUAGGUACUGAGAGCCGUUUGCAAAUGUUCAGUUUCUUGAUUCUUCCUCCGUUUGUUCUACCCAGCCUUACACUUGAAGGUUACACACAAUUAAUGCAUCUCCAUUCCGAAGCAGCAUGCUUUCUCUCACACGAAUAA
Messenger RNA from Botrytis fragariae, 210 nucleotides. RefSeq lists its product as uncharacterized. The transcript is spliced from 2 exons. NCBI's taxonomy places the organism in Eukaryota, Fungi, Ascomycota, Leotiomycetes, Helotiales, Sclerotiniaceae. The record is from RefSeq and is a predicted model, not a curated record. The coding region runs from base 1 to 210 and encodes 69 amino acids.